CAUAAAUUAUAAAUGUCAAAAUCAAGUUUCAUGUAUAAUAUAUUCUAUAGUAAAUUCAAAUAAUCAUCACGAUAGAAAAAUAAACAAUGAUUCAAAAUCAUUAACAUUUUACGUAACUUAAUUUCCUCCAUGAACAAUUAUCAACUUACAAUAAUUUUAAAAUAUCCAACCAAUCUUAUUAUCAUUAUAAGCAAGAAAUUAACGAUAACUUUCAUAUUACUAUCAUACAUAUAUAAUAUGUCAUCACUUUUAAAUUCAAUAACUUCUUGCACAAAAUAAUAAUAACGCAAUAAUAUGCAUUUCAUAUUUUGACAAUUCAUACACUACUUUUAUGUUAAAAGAAGAUCGCUUAAAAGCAUUUUCAUAAAUCAAACUUACUUAUUUACUCACUCAAUUUCCUUACAAGUGAUGGGAAGGUGCUAUCUUUAUGUGUGGUGUGUGGAAAGACCUACUAUUAAGGAUAUGGUCAAAGACCUCCUAUCAUUCAUUUUUGAUUUGUGCUUCCUCUAAGUCUUUCUUUGGGAGAUCUCUCUCUACAGCUUCCUUUGUUUCUUUGUUUGUUUCCAAACAAUUAAUUCAAAUCUUAGUUUGUGUUUUUCUGACAAAAAAAGAUCUCAGUUUGUUUGUUUGUUUGUUCUCACACUUUCAGUGUGGCUUUAAGACUUGUGCUUCAGAUUCAAUAUCAUGGCAGAGUUGGUUGCUGGGGCAUUUCUUUCUUCCUCCUUUCAAGUCAUUUUCGAGAAGAUGGCUUCAGUUGAUAUCAGAGACUACUUUGGUGGUAAUAAACUUGAUGAUUUGGUGAAAGAACUUGAUAUUAAACUCAAUUCUAUCAACCAUGUCUUGGAAGAAGCAGAGAUAAAGCAGUACCAAAACACACAUGUGAAGAAAUGGCAUGAUGAACUUAAACAUGUUCUUUAUGAUGCAGACCAAAUUUUGGAUGAGAUUGCUACUGAUGCAAUGCUGAAUAAGAUGAAUGCUGAAUCUGAACCUGUUACCAAUAUUAUAUCCGGCAUCUGGUCAUCUUUAACUCCAAAUCCAUUUGAAUCUAGGAUCAAUCAAGUACUGGAGAAUCUCCAAUUACUUGCAGAUCAAAAGAAAGAUUUGGGAUUGGAAGAUGGUCCUUGUGCUAGUAAAGAAGGCUUAGUCAGUUGGAAACCUUCAAAAACAUUGUCAACUACAGCUCUUGUCGAUGAGUCAACCAUAUAUGGUAGAGAAGUUCAGAAGGAAGAACUUAUCAAUCUUUUACUUGAAGGCAAUGACAGUGGCAACAAAGUUCCAAUAAUCAGCAUAGUUGGUUUAGGAGGGAUGGGGAAAACCACCCUAGCUAAGCUUGUGUGCAAUGACAAGAAGAUAAAGGAGCAUUUUCAACUUCAAGCAUGGGUCUAUGUUUCAGAAUCUUUUGAUGUUGUUGGACUCACCAAAGCAAUUCUCGAAUCAUUUAAGUUUUCUGCAAAUGGUGAAAACUUGAGUCUACUUCAUCAACAACUUCAGCACGAACUAACGGGAAAGAAAUACUUGAUUGUUUUAGAUGAUAUCUGGAACGUGAAUGCUGCCUGUUGGGAGGACUUGCUACUUCCGUUUAAUCAUGGAUCUUCUGGAAGUAAGAUUAUUGUGACAACACGUGAAAAGAAGGUAGGGAAUGUCCUGAAUUCGAAGUUAUUUGAUUUACAACAAUUGGACAAAAGCGAUUGUUGGAGAUUAUUUGAGACACAUGCAUUUCAUGGCAGGAAUAAGUGCGAAAAUCCAGAACUUGAAUCAAUUGGCAAGAAAAUAGUCAACAAGUGUGGAGGGUUGCCUUUAGCUGUAAAAACACUGGCCCAACUCUUGCGAAGAAAAUUCUCUGUACCUGAAUGGACUAAGAUAUUGGAGACUGAUAUGUGGCGAUUACCAGACGGGGUCAACAUUAACCCAGUGCUGAGAUUGAGUUAUCAUAAUCUCCCUUCCAAUCAUAAGCGUUGUUUUGCUUAUUGUUCUAUAAUUCCCAAAGGUUAUAAGUUUGACAAAGGUGAAUUAAUCAAUUAUUGGAUGGCAGAAGGUUUGCUGAAGUGUUGUGAAGCAUACAACAGUGAAGAAGAGUUUGGUAGUGAAAUUUUCAGCGAUCUUGAGUCAAUUUCAUUUUUGCAACAAUCAUUUUCCUGCUGUGUGAUGCAUGAUCUUGUUAAUGAUUUAGCAAAAUCGGUGUCAGGAGAAUUUUGUAAGAAAAUAGAUAGUGCUUGGGUGGAAGGUAACCUUGAAAGGACACGUCACAUUUGGUGGUCUCUUGAAUUAAAUUGUGUUGAUAAAUUACUAGAGCCAAUAUGUGAAGUUAAGGGACUACGUAGUCUAAUACUAGAAGGAGACCAUGCUAUGUUGAUAAGCAACAAGGUGCAACGUGAUCUGUUUUCAAGACUAACAUGUUUGCGGAUGUUAACAUUUGGUGAUUGUGGUCUGUCAGAGCUAGUUGAUGAGAUAGGCAAUUUAAAACUUUUGCGAUUCCUAGAGCUUGAUGAGGAAAAGAUUACAAGCCUACCUGAUACCAUAUGUGCUUUGUACAAUUUGCAAACCCUCUUGUUGCAACGGUGUGAGUUGACAGAGCUCCCUUCAAAUUUUUCCAAGCUCAUCAAUUUACGUCAUCUUGAACUUCCUUUUGGUUUAAAGAAGAUGCCAAAGAAUAUGGGAAAGCUAAGCAAACUUCACACAUUGAAUUAUUUUAUUGUGGAAGAGCAGAAUGGAUCUGGUAUUAAAGAAUUGGCAAAUAUGAACAAUCUUCAUGGAACAAUUAAAAUUACAGGCUUGGGUAAUGUCAUUGAUCAUGUAGAUGCUGCAAAAGCCAAUUUGAAAGAUAAGAAGUAUUUAGAAGAAUUACAUAUGGUGUUUGAUGGCGGAAGAGAAGAAAUGAAUGAGUCGAUUGUUGAAAGAAAUGUAUCUGUGUUGGAGGCUCUUCAUCCAAAUAGCAACUUGAAGAGGCUGACCAUUGUAAACUACAAUGGUAAUUCUUUUCCAAAUUGGCUAAGGGGUUCUGAUUUACCCAACUUGGUAUCUCUUAAACUGAAGAAUUGUCUCAAGUUGGAGGAAUGUUUAUGUCUUGAAGGAUCUCCUUUGCUUAAAGAGCUUUAUAUAAGUAAAUGUUCCAAAUUGAAAAGGGUCCCACUGCCUCAACACCUUCCUUCUUUACAAAAAUUGUACAUUUGUGAUUGUGAAAUGUUGGAAGCAUCAAUUCUCAAGGGUGAUAGUAUGAUAGAGUUAGUUCUAGAGAGAUGUUAUUGGAUUUUGGUAAAUGAAUUGCCGACUAGCUUGAAAAAGUUUGUCCUUUUGGGAAAUCGGUAUGUCGAGUUCUCCGAUGAGCAAAAUUUAGUUAACUGUACCAUUCUUGACGAGUUGGAGUUUGAUUUCAGAGGCUCUGUUGUAAAACGUCCCUCUUUAGAUCUGCGUUGCUAUAAUUCUCUUUGUUAUCUUACAAUAAAAGGAUGGGACUCUUCCUCCUCCUUGCCUCUUUCACUACAUCUCUUCACCAAUCUUGAACAUCUCUGUUUGUACGAUUGCCCACAGUUGGAAUCAUUUUCAAGGGGAGGUUUGCCUUCCAACUUGAGUUCACUAGAAAUAUCCAAUUGCCCAAAACUGAUUGGUUCGAGAGAGGAGUGGGGUUUGUUCCAACUCAAUUCUUUGAUUAAUUUCACAGUUAGAAAUCAUGAGUUUGAAAACGUGGAGUCAUUCCCAGAGGAGAAUCUGCUGCCACCAACUCUUGUAUCUCUUUGGUUGACUAAUUGUUCAAAGCUAAGAAUAAUGAACAACAAGGGUUUUCUCCACCUCAAUUCUCUAACAUAUCUACGGAUUUACAAGUGCCCUAGUCUUGAGAGCUUGCCAGAGGAGGGUCUACAACAACUCAGCUCCCUUUCAAUGUUGUGGAUUAAGAAAUGUCCAUUAAUUAGGGAGAAGUACAAAAAGGAGGGAGGAGAGCGUUGGCAUUCGAUUAGUCACAUCCCUGAAGUGAAGAUUGACUACAUUGAGCAGCACAAAUGAGAUUUGGCCCCAGGGUGCCGAAAUAAAAAGGUAGAAGAAUAGGAGGGAAAUCUCAGUAGAUGAUGAUAAAGAAAAAAAAAAUCCCAGUUCAAAGAGUGCAAAGAACAAGAAAUGAGUCAAAGGAACAAUGUUAGUCAGCUAUUGUUGAGUAUGGCUCAUAAUCAAUGUUAAGUGGGCAGCGUCAAUUGAGCGGAACAAGAGAGACCUGUCCUUGGACCAAGCGCAAACGUUUGUUGUGGACUGGUGACUCGGGGUUUGGUUUAGUGAUGAUGUUGUAGUCAGACUGUAGUAUUUAAAUACAAGUUGUCGGAGAUGUAGGCUAUAUUGGCUGAACUUAGUUACCAAACAUCGUAUGUUCAUUGUUUGCGUUUAUUGUUUCUUAAAUCGUUUGUGCUUGAAGAAGAGUUUGGUCUGUUUAUGGCUUAUUAUAAACUGAUUUUCUCUUA
Molecule: messenger RNA, 4445 nt
Organism: Trifolium pratense (red clover)
Lineage: Eukaryota; Viridiplantae; Streptophyta; Magnoliopsida; Fabales; Fabaceae
Product: putative disease resistance RPP13-like protein 1
Exons: 4
Coding region: 685-3999 (1104 amino acids)
Biological process (GO): defense response to other organism
Molecular function (GO): protein binding; ADP binding
Source: RefSeq, a predicted model, not a curated record